Ixodes scapularis (black-legged tick) is the source of this 663-nucleotide messenger RNA. RefSeq lists its product as uncharacterized. The record is from RefSeq and is a predicted model, not a curated record. NCBI's taxonomy places the organism in Eukaryota, Metazoa, Arthropoda, Arachnida, Ixodida, Ixodidae. The transcript has 4 exons. The coding region runs from base 58 to 663 and encodes 201 amino acids.
CAUGGCAACCCACAAGCAUCGAUUUCUACAUUCAUUCCGACUCCUGCGCCUCCAAAAAUGCCUGUCCCUCAGAAUCAGCAGCCCCCUUCGUCCAGUUCUGCGGAUGUUCCGGGAGCUAAACGUAAGCGAACAGGAUUCCAGGCAGAGGUGCUUCGACUGCUUGGAGGCAUUGCGGCGCAGCUCCAGAGCCAAGCUAAAAUAUUGAGACAGCUGGAGGCACAACGUCAUGAGCCCAAGAAACCAACUACGAUCCCUGCGGUCCUCCACCUUCUGCCACUCUCAUCUCAUGAGGACGUUGCACAGUUGAAGACACUUCUGCAGGAGGAUGAGAACAAAGAAGCCCUUAUUGCUCACCUCGCGCUCAUUGGAGGUUCGUCGGUGCAAGAUGUCACGCGCUCUGUAAUGAAACGGUGCAUGCUAGAUGCUCUUGCAAAGAACUACUGCAUGACUGGCAGAAAGGGGAAACUACGUAUGGAGCACCUCCAGCUUGUUUGUGUGGUGACAGGGGCAGUACACAGAUGUUUUGAGCAAAAGAAGAAAAAUGGUGAGGAAGCUAUUGUAGUUCAGAAAAACACAACGCUGAAAGCCAUUGCUGAUUGGCUGAGAUAUGGAGCGGCCCGCGUUAAGAAAACGGUGACUGCUACAGAUUCUAUUUUGGCAUAA